UGCAUCUGCGGAGACAGAACGGCCCCUUCCACGGCGCCUGCCAAUCCGCGUCCGGAGCGGCGGCCCUGGCGUGGGGGAGGUCUGGCUUCCAGCCAAUUAGCGCCGGCCCCGGGCUGGGCCUCCCCCACCCCCACCCGAGCCCCUAGAAUGAAACCAUCCCCACAGCUGCCCCAGAGCUGGGCGGCCGCGGCUGCACGUGGGGCGUGGAAGCGGGGCGGCGGGGGGAAAGGCGAGGGCCCUCCCCCUCCCCAGGCUCGCGGUCCUCCUCCUCGCAGCCGCCCUGGAGCCCCAGCUGCAAAAAAGCGAGCGGGAGCAGCCCCGGGGGCGCUGGCGAACUUGUUCGGGGCGGGCACGCGAAGGGGGCGGGGAAGGGACGACGACGACAUCGAGGAGGAGGAGGAGGAGGAAGAAGAAGGGGGAUGGUGGGUGGGCGAUAAAAUCACUAGCGGCCCCACCCCCUUCUCCGGCUCGGCUUGGCCCCCGGCGCCCCGCUCCGGGGCUGAGAGCGCGGGCUGCGGGGAGAAGCGCGCGCGGUCCCCGAUGGAGGCUUUCCAGGCAGUAGCCAGCAAGCUGCCGCCGCCGCCGCCGCACCAUCACCCCCAUCCGCGCCAACCCCCCCCGCCCAUGGCUUUUUUGCAGAGCGCUCGCUACGUGACUGCCAAGAGCCACCAUCCCCACGGAGCCGGCAGCGCCUUCAACUCGUGGAACGACUACCUGGGGCUCGCUACGCUCAUCACCAAGGCGGUGGGCGAGGAGAAGGGCUUCGGCGGGGACCCCGCCUCCCCGUCCUCGUCGUCGUCCUCGUCCUGCUGCUCGCCCCACGCCGGGGCCGCCGGGGGGAUGGUGGUGGCCGCGGCGGCGCUGGGGCCGCCCGACGACGACGAGGACGACGAGGAGGAGGCCGCUGCGACCCCCUAUUUCGGCAGCGCCCUGGAUCUGCGGGACCUGGAGCUGUGCGCGGGCCACCCCGCUGACGGCCUGCUGGAGGAGCGCUUCGCCGACUUCAGCCCCUUCUCGGGGGGCGCCGGGCCGGCCGCAGCUGCCGCGGUGCUGUUCGAUUGCGCCUCGGAGCCCCUGGAGAGGGAGCGGGCCCCGGCGUGGGGGGGGCCCGCCGAGCCCCGGCUGCAGGGCGGGCCCAAGCCGGGGGCCCGGCUGCUGAAGCCCGAGCUGCAGGUCUGCGUGUUCUGCAGGAACAACAAGGAGGCCGUGGCGCUCUACACGACCCACAUCCUGAAGGGACCCGACGGGCGCGUCCUGUGCCCGGUGCUACGCAGGUACACGUGCCCCCUGUGCGGGGCCAGCGGGGACAAUGCCCACACCAUCAAAUACUGUCCCCUCUCCAAAAUGCAGGCGCACGCCGCCAAACAGAUCAAAAGCGCCAGGAACGUCUUGGGCAAGAAGAUCCGCUGAAGGGUUUUGUGUUGGCAGUUUUUUGUUGUUCUCUUCGCCCACCUCUUCCUGUUGGCUUCUGAGGAAAGAAACUGGAGAAAGUGGAACGAACAGUUGUUUGCGAUUUAAACUUUGGCUGUCUUCGUUUUUUGUUUUAAGUCUGGGCGGAUUACUUUUAUAUAUGUCUAUGUGUAUAUACACACGCUUAUAUACAUAUAGAUGGGGCGCUGAGUGAUCAUAGAAUGUAAAAGGAAAAACUGGUUUAUGUAGAACUUAAGUCUCUAGUUUGUACACACACCUAGAGCUCAGUCGUGUCUGGGUGCUGAAUUCCUGACUCAAUUAUAUUAUCACAGCUUAGAUGCACUGUAUUUGUUUACUGUAUACAAUUAUCUGACUUUAGAUGGACAUAUCGAUUAUGAAAUAUUCUGUUUAAUCUUGAUAUUUUACUUUUAUGAAUCAAAUUAUGGAGGCACUUUAAGUCAUAUAGUAUUUUUUAAAAGCCUCUAAACUGGGCUAAAGGAACUGUAGGUUUUAUGGUAUGUCCACAAAAUGAAGACUACUUCAUGUUGUUUACUAGGAGUACAUAGAAAUGUUCUCCCAAAGGGACUAAGAUAACCUAUCCGUGGCAAGUAAUGUUUCUUGACAUUCCUCUUUCUUGGUUACCUUAAUUCAGCUAAAGCAAGAAUCUGACAGAAGCAAUGUUAUGAUAAUGGUUAACUUUCUUAUAUUAAUUUGUGUAUUGAUUGACUUGAGAUUGCUUAUUUACAUUGUAGCUGGAGAGGUAAAGUACACAAACUGAAUUGCACUUAAGCUAAAGACAGUUUAUUGUUAUAUAUCAGAUUGUCUAUUGCCAAAUUAGAAACUUUUCCCCUCUUCCUCUAGAAACUGUGCCAAGUUGCAUAUCAUAUUGUGUAUACACUUGGAAAUGGUGCUGUUUAAAACUUGGUUGUGUGUUUAUACAGUAAUAGUAUAUGAUGAAUUUAUUAUUCUUGUUCA
Messenger RNA from Sarcophilus harrisii (Tasmanian devil), 2385 nucleotides. It is a transcript of the gene NANOS1, whose product is annotated as nanos C2HC-type zinc finger 1. Gene Ontology annotation, molecular function: zinc ion binding; mRNA binding. Gene Ontology annotation, biological process: oogenesis; negative regulation of translation. NCBI's taxonomy places the organism in Eukaryota, Metazoa, Chordata, Mammalia, Dasyuromorphia, Dasyuridae. The record is from RefSeq and is a predicted model, not a curated record. Gene Ontology annotation, cellular component: perinuclear region of cytoplasm.